UUUUUAUGAGAAAAAAAGGUUGAAAAAAGACACAAAAUAGGCUGUAAAUAUAAAAAUGAGUUGGUAGAUAUGAGUUCUCCGUGUAUUAUAGAUGAAUUGAUUAGUCUUGAAGAACUGGAAAAACUGUAUAAAAAGUGCCUUGAAAGUACAGAAAAAUGCGAUAUUAUUGAAGAUCUUGUAAAGAAUAUUUGUUCUAUUGGGGAUUUUUCGAGAGAACUGGAAAAUAGAGAAUAUAUUGGAAAAACAUACACCAAUUUUAUGUUUUCGAUAAUGAAAGAUGCUUUAAAUAUUGAUAAAAGAUGUGUCUUUCAAUCUUUGCGUGUGAUUGGUAACUGUUGUAUUGAUCAUGUUAAGAACCGAAAACGUGUUUUGGAAUUGUGCGGCGAGGAUAUUCUUAUGGAUUUUCUGGAGCACGAGGAUCUUAGUAUAUACACAGUAUCUCUUACAUCCUUGUUAAAUUUAUGCAUGGAUUCUGAUGAAGCAACUGAAAUACUUAAUAGAAAAAAUGCUGUUUCAAGGAUUCUUAAAACUACGAAUUUCCAUACGAAUUUUGAUAUAUUGGCAAGAAUUAUAGGAUGGUUGAUGUCUAAAGAAGAGAAGCACUAUGAUCCAAACUGUUUUAUAGGAUUUUUGUCAGUUGUUCAAUUAUGUCCAAAUAAUGUUGCUGAUAUAUUCUCUAUUAUUCUUUCAUUUCUUCCUCAAAAUGAUAUACAAUUACUCUUAGUUCAAUCAGAAAAACUAUAUGAUUUACUUCAAUAUUUUUAUCGUAUGGUGCCUUGUCAAGAACAUUUUAAUUCUGAGAAUAAGGGUCUUAUUUCUAUGUUAAUUAAUUUGUUUGGAGAAAUAGCUGCAAACAGUGAUUUUUCUGAAUAUAUAUUAAAUAACGAACUUAUAAUGGAUAUGCUUUUAAAACAUCUUGAAAUAGAUUCUUUUUAUAUUUUAAUAUUAUGCAGUUGUGUUAUGCUUGGAAAUUUGGCUCGAACUGAUAAAACCUGUAUCUAUUUUGUUCAUGAAUUAAAGCUAUACGAAAAAUUGAUCAAUAUUAUUAAUUUCUCUGAUGAUCCAAAAGUAAUUUAUUCGAGUUCAGGAUUUUUGAAAAACCUAUCUAUACCUAAAAAUAACAAGUCAAUAAUUGGAGAAGCAGGAGGAAUAAAAUUAUGUACAAAACUGUUUACUUUUGAUUCUGUUAAGCCAAUACUAUAUAUAGCUGUAUCUAUUCUUAGACAGUUAAUUAUUGAUAAUGGAAAAAAUGCUUCUUUUUUUGUUGAUUCUGGUAUUUUUAUGCAAUUAUUGGAGCUUCGAAGAAGAACAGAUGAUCAUUUUAUAAUAAUGGAAUCAUCUAGGAUUGUUUCAACUAUGAUACGUACUAUUAACUUGUUUAAAUUAUUCGAUAUCGAAAAGAAAAUGCUUCUAUAUCCUGAUUUUGAAAAUAUUUUUAAAGAUAUGAUUGUUCAAACUCAGUAUCCUGUUAUACGUACAGAGGCUAUUUUUGCUCUUGCGUUGAUUUCUCGGUUUUAUGGAUCAGAAUUUAAAAAAAUUGUGUUUAAUCUUUUACAAGAUGAAGUGAUAUUGAAUACUCUUAUAGAAUUGGGAAAAACUGGGACAAAGGAUUUGCGUGAUAAUCUACGAGUUCUUCUUUUUUCCAUAAAUUCUGAGUUUCAAAAUGAAUCGAUAAACGCGGCAUUUUUACUUUUAAGCCAAUGUACUGAUUAGCCAUUUUAUUGUUUGUUUGGAUUUCUUAAAGAGCUUAUAU
Molecule: messenger RNA, 1753 nt
Organism: Pneumocystis murina B123
Lineage: Eukaryota; Fungi; Ascomycota; Pneumocystomycetes; Pneumocystales; Pneumocystaceae
Exons: 10
Coding region: 70-1713 (547 amino acids)
Biological process (GO): positive regulation of GTPase activity
Cellular component (GO): cytosol
Molecular function (GO): protein binding; guanyl-nucleotide exchange factor activity
Source: RefSeq, a predicted model, not a curated record